AUGGAUAAACUGACCAUCAUCUCAGGAUGUCUCUUUCUGGCCGCCGCUAUCUUCGCCAUCGCCAGCAUCGCCAACCCGGACUGGAUCAACACGGGGGAGUCAGCGGGAGCACUCACUGUUGGCCUUGUGAGACAGUGUCAAACAAUCCAUGGACGAGACCGGACAUGCAUCCCUCCCUGGCUUCCCUCAGAAUGGGUCACCACACUGUUUUUUAUCAUCGUGGGAAUCAUUUCAUUGACUGUUACAGGUUUGCUGGUGGCUUCCCACUGGCGAAGAGAAGUUACAAAAUAUGCUGGAUGGAUAGCAUUCACUGCAAUGAUCCUUUUCUGUAUGGCUGCCCUAAUAUUUCCAAUAGGAUUUUACAUCAGUGAAGUCAGAGGUCAACUUUAUAAAUUACCCAACAACACAGUAGUUGGGUCAUCAUAUGUACUUUUUGUCUUAUCAAUUUUCUUUACAAUAGUAGGACUUCUAUUUGCUGGCAAAGUUUGUUUACCAGACUGAAGAAUGUUUAAAUUGCUUGACUCUCUUAUUUUUUUUUAUUUUAUUAUUUUUGGAGGGUGAGGAGGAUAAAGGCAAGGUAUCUGAGCAGUCUUCUCAUAGGAAGAUGCUUAGAUGAAACUGAUGCUGAAAAGGAAAAAAAAAUUGCUUUGAUUUGUUCUCACUAUGCACUUU
This is a messenger RNA of Nycticebus coucang (slow loris), 672 nucleotides long. RefSeq lists its product as uncharacterized. The transcript has a single exon. Gene Ontology annotation, biological process: negative regulation of smoothened signaling pathway. The record is from RefSeq and is a predicted model, not a curated record. Bases 1 to 501 code for a protein of 166 amino acids. NCBI's taxonomy places the organism in Eukaryota, Metazoa, Chordata, Mammalia, Primates, Lorisidae. Gene Ontology annotation, cellular component: Golgi apparatus; ciliary membrane.